Symbiodinium sp. CCMP2592 is the source of this 1752-nucleotide messenger RNA. The record is from the annotation of a GenBank genome assembly. NCBI's taxonomy places the organism in Eukaryota, Dinophyceae, Suessiales, Symbiodiniaceae.
AUGCAUGAGUUUGUUUGCUGUGGCAAUGUGCUGUCCAGUCGAAUCGCCUUGGUGAUCCAUUUGUGCCACUACCUGAAGCUCCGCUGGAUCCUGGAGCAGCCCGAUGGAUCAUUUCUUCCUCAAAUGCCCUGCUACCAACAGCUUUGGCGUACUUUUCAGGUCUGGGAAGGAUCUUUCUGGAUGGGUCUAUUUAAUGGUCCCUCACCGAAGCGGCACCGGGUUUGGUCAAACUGCAAGGGCAUUAUCGAUGCCAUUACAGAAAAAGCGGGAUCUAUGUCUCGGGAGCAAAUGAGCCGACUGCCGUGUCGGCUGGCCAACCACUACGAAGAUAAGAACGGUGUGAAGCGACACACUGGCAAAUCCAAGGAACUACAGAAAUCACAGCAGUACACUCGUGAGUUUGGUGAUUUCCUGGCCAAGUACUUUGUGGAAAUCAUGAAGGAGCCCUUCGAGCCCCUCACUGCCAGCACGGCGCCGAACAUCGAUCCCAGUAUGACAGACCAUGAACUCUUUGUGAAGCACUAUGUGACAAAAACGGGUUACCUCCUGGGUGAUAUUUGGGACGCUGAGCUUCCGAGCAUUCUGUACUACUUGAAUGCCAAGCAUGUCGAGGCGCCGGGAUCGGACACUGAAGACUAUGGGGCUCUUGAUAGGCACGCUUUUGCUGCGGGGAGCAGCCUGGAAUUGCAAAAUGCGGCGGCAGAUCCUGCCGAGCAGGCUGCAUAUGAUGCAGUCAUGGAAAAGCUCGGCCUUGCAGCAAGUAGUGCAGAUGCAGCCCCUGCAGCAAAGAGGAGCAAGGUAGAACCAGGAUCAAGCAGCCAGGGACCCCAGGAGCAGCAGCAAAAGAGAAAGCCCGGGCCGAAGCCCAAGGACAAAGGUGAGCAGCUAAAGAGGAAGGCAGAUGAUGAUCUAGGAUCUGAUGUUGCAUCUGCAAAGAAAGGCAAGGCAUCAGCAGCUCAUGUGGAAACCAAGAGUACCCCGGCCUCCCACCGCGAUGAACCUUCGCCGCCACCGGCCCAGCCCGAGAAACCACCCAAGGCCAAGAAGGGUAACGCAGCUCGGGCAGCAGUACCGGAGGAAAGCACGCAGACAACCACAGCAGCACCCAAGCAAAGCCAGCCACCGCCUGAGGACACCGCAGCACCACCCAAGGAAAGCCCUAAGGACACCGAGGAAAGCAAGGCGCCAAAGGGCAAGGCAAAAGCAAAGGGCCGGCCAAAAGCCAAAGCAGCAUCCACGGACACCAAGCCACCCGCGAGUCGUGUACGCGCGAAAAAACCACAAGCAGCCGAACAGGAGAAGGAGCCGGAUACGCAGGAGUUCUGGGACAACGAUCUCGGUAUGAUGGUCUCGUGGGCACGCUUUGAUGAGGUCCUGAAGAAGGUACUGGAGCUGCAUGAUGAAACCCCGGCUUCGAUUGCUGCAGCCCUUGAGGAUGUGUUGGGGCCGUGUCCUCAAGAGAUUGCCGGUAACAUACCCGACUACGCGCCGGGCAGCUCACGUCAUCCGGGCCCAGUGCUGGAGGCUCCGUCGCCCAAGAACCUGCAGAACAGCUUUGAGGAGCAGAGCACACCAGAGGCUUUCAAGCUGAAGCGGUCAUGCAAGACUUUGAUCGCUGGCAUCAAGAUGACGAACAGGAUGGCGGAUGCUGGCCGGGCAGCCACACCUGUGAAACAUCAGGAUGAAAACCUGGCGGAAUUGUUCGAUGGGCUGCUUUGUUGCACAAAUUGGUUUGGCUCACACCCUGAUUGA